GAGAAAGGAUACAAAAGCUCGACGACAUUGCGAAUUGGAACUGUCAACCAAAGAACUCAACAAGCGAACAAUUGAACCCUAAAUCAGCAAACAAGCCAACAACAACGAAGACGACGCAAUGGCUAUCAUUUCGAUCCCUGGCGACUAUGGCUACGUCCUCCUCGCCGCCGUCUCGACCUUCGUAGUCGGCGCCUGGCAAGGCGGGCGCGUCGGCGCAUUCCGCAAAGCCGCCAAAGUGCCCUACCCCUUCGAGUACGCCUCCUACGAGCAGAUCCAAACCGCAUCGCCCGCGUCGUCCAAAGCCAUGCUGGCCUUCAACUCCGCCCAGCGCGCGCACCAGAACUUCAACGAGAACCACCCGACCGCGCUGGGCGCAAUGGCGAUUGCCGGCCUCAAGUACCCCACCGCAACGGCUGUUUUAGGAGCUGUGUGGUCUGUCAACCGCGUCAUCUAUGCGGUUGGGUACACGAAUGGUAGCGAGGGCGGUAAGGGCAGGUACUAUGGCAUUCUGUGGAUGUUGGCGCACUAUGUUAUGAUCGGAAUGGCUGGUAAGGCCGCUUGGGAUUUGGCUAUGGCGUAGAGUAUGUCCGUGGGGAAAGAUGAGACUGGUUGAGUGGAUUGGUUGGAUUCAUCAUGGUAGUCUAGAAUAAGUUCAAUCGAACAUCACAAUGAGUCUUGGUCGUUCUUCUCCUUG
This is a messenger RNA of Parastagonospora nodorum SN15, 694 nucleotides long. RefSeq lists its product as hypothetical. The transcript is spliced from 2 exons. Gene Ontology annotation, molecular function: glutathione transferase activity; glutathione peroxidase activity. The record is from RefSeq and is a predicted model, not a curated record. Gene Ontology annotation, cellular component: membrane; endoplasmic reticulum; nuclear envelope. Bases 119 to 580 code for a protein of 153 amino acids. NCBI's taxonomy places the organism in Eukaryota, Fungi, Ascomycota, Dothideomycetes, Pleosporales, Phaeosphaeriaceae.